UCUACGUUUUUGAACGUCUUAUGCAGCAGUUUUUCAAUAAAAUCUAUUGUCAACUAUUUGCGUGGUGCCUAUGAACUUUUAGAGAAAAGAAUAUCAAAUAUUAAAAACAUGCGCACCAGGGGAGUAGAAAAUCGAUCGUACAAAACAUGCGCAAUGUCGAAUACUUCGACCUUACCGAAUGCUUUGAAACGCCUGGAUGUUUAUAUCACUCACCAACUAUGCUGUAAAUCACUCCGUCUCAUAUAAAUAACAAAAAUGUUCGAUAACCCAAAGGAAUGUAAAUUAUUAAACAAAAUGAUAAGACGUGUGAACAAUUUUCUGUUCUUUUUCAAUUUACGUCAAGGCACAAUUCUUAUUGCCGUCCAUCAAAUUGCGCUAUCAUCAUUUAUUUUGAUAAUACUGUUAGUUGGCAUUUCUCAUGUUGGCGAAAUGCUUACUUUGCUUCAUAAUGACAUGGAAGACGAUGCUGAGAGGCGAGGGUUCUACGAAGUAGCUUAUGGUAACCAGUUGAGAUUUCACGAGGGCGAUGUUAUUAGCACUAAUAAUCAACGGAGAUUUGCUAAUGCCCAAUAUCUAGCAUCUGUAACAGUGAUAGUUCUCUACACCAGCACGAUUCUGACUUCGAUAUAUUUGAUGUGUUCCAUUUCGCUGCUCCACGGAGCCGUCAAGUACAAGAAGGAGUACAUAUUCCCAUGGAUUGUAGCAGCAAUGAUUGAUCUGUUACUGUUGAUAUCAGCCAUCAUUAUCGGAGACGGGUACCCGUGUGUCAUCAAUCUUUUCAAUGGUCACAACAUGUACCACUUCACGUGUGCGCUGUUCGUGGCAUCAUUUGUGUACGCGAUCUGCGCUGUGAUUAGUUUCUCCAUGGAGGUGUCGGCAAUGCAAUGCGCGCGGCACUUCGCUGACGAGCGCGGAGAGCGGCUCCUACUGCUCGACCACGCUGCACACUCCAGUCUGCUCUCCGCCGCACAACUCAACAAACUCUCACACGGCACACGCACGCACUUCGUAUAAAACCACACCACGGAUAUAUCAACCCAUUCGACGAAGGGUUACCUCUCUUGAGGCAUGUAACUCUUUUCAUAGAAUGGGCUGAUGUAACGUCCCUAACACGUCCAGUGCCAUCAGCUCGCCUGGCGAGUUCUACAUCGCAAUGACACUGAAUGUGUUAAAAUAUAUAAAAUAUUUUAAAGCUAUAAGCACAUUGGUGCAUCAAUGUCGUAAGAAAAUAUUUUCAUAUACAGCAGUGCCUUCAGUCGAUGCAGCAAUUGAAUAUGAAUUUUGAAAAUAUUACAGCUUUGUCAUUGAUAGACCAGAUGUGUUUUAUAAUGUGCCGCG
This is a messenger RNA of Papilio machaon (common yellow swallowtail), 1338 nucleotides long. RefSeq lists its product as uncharacterized. NCBI's taxonomy places the organism in Eukaryota, Metazoa, Arthropoda, Insecta, Lepidoptera, Papilionidae. The record is from RefSeq and is a predicted model, not a curated record. The transcript is spliced from 4 exons. Bases 256 to 1014 code for a protein of 252 amino acids.